Molecule: messenger RNA, 975 nt
Organism: Symbiodinium pilosum
Lineage: Eukaryota; Dinophyceae; Suessiales; Symbiodiniaceae
Source: the annotation of a GenBank genome assembly
AUGGCUGCCCGUGCCGAUCCUUUCCUCACCGAUGUCGAGGUUCCUGACUACAAAGCCACGGCAGCCAUGGCAGAGGCCGCCCGCCGUGAGCACAUGGUCAGCCAGGAAGUGGCGGUUUUGAUCUUCACCCCGUGGACAUGCUAUGUGGUGAUGGUCCUGGCCUUUGCAUUGCCCCCGCCAGGAUUUCUGUCAAGCCUUUUGGCGGGCGCAUCCUGGAUAGCUAGCCUUUUCGUGGCACGUCAGGCCUACGAGAGGCACCUCCGUGGAGCCAGCCCAGUCUACAAGCUUUUGGCCUUGAUGGUUUUACUCAGCUGCGUGGCGGGGCCAUUGGUUGGCAUGCACAUUGAGCAGAGGGAGAUGGCCAGCUAUUGGAUGCACAAAAAUGGUGUCACCUACAGAGAUGUAGCACCAACCAAGCCAUCCGAUGCGUAUCAGGACGCAAGCAUUCUGGACUUCUCGGCCAGCACUCGCCUCGAUUUGCAAAGAACCCUUGGAGUCCGAUCUCCGGGCACUGGGAUGACCUACUGCAUCGCGCCGGUGAUAGACGUGUCUUCAUCAUCAGAGCACGUGAAUUACUUUGCCGCCGAUGUCAACUGCUGCGAGCCACGUCGCAGCUUCCUUUGCGGUGAUACGGCUAAAGCUAGCGCAAGGACGGGCGUGGUUCUGCCAUCGAAGUCGUCUGUGCACGCUGCAGAGAGGUGGGACCAUUUCUUCAAGGCCGCCCAACAGGCUGCUGAGGUCUACGGAUGGCAGCUGCCUGAGAGGCCGAUCUUCGUGCGUUGGUUCCAAGACGCCGAAGGGGUGCAGUCAGAGCUUCUGCACCAGGGUCUGGUGGAGACCUUCGUGCAGUGCUUCGCGGGACUUUGUGCUGCAGUGAUUGUGGCCAUGUGGCUGCACUGGUCUUUGUCCUACUAUGUCCAGGACAAGAAACACGCUGACCGUGGCAGGGCUGCGGCUAGUCGAUACACAACGUAG